AUGGCGACUCUCGCGACCGCUUCUCGCCUGUGCCUGCGCUCGGCAGCCAAGCCGGCCGUGCCCGCCGUGCGCGCCCUCAGCACCACCGCCAUGCGCCCCGACAGCGCGACGGCCUCGGGAUACUCGAGCCCCUUCAAGGGCGAGUCCAAGGGCUCCCAGAUCCCCAACUUCGGCGCCUACGUCUCCAAGAACGGCGAGAACAAGAACAAGCUGUACUCGUACUUUAUGGUUGGAGCCCUCGGUGCCGUCAGUGCCGCUGGUGCCAAGAGCACUGUGCAAGAGUUCUUGGUCAACAUGUCGGCCUCUGCCGAUGUUCUGGCCAUGGCCAAGGUUGAGGUGGAUCUCACCUCCAUUCCCGAGGGCAAGAACGUCGUCAUCAAGUGGCGAGGAAAGCCCGUCUUUAUCCGACACCGAACCCAGGAGGAGAUCGACUCCGCGAACAAGGUCAACAUCAGCACUCUACGAGACCAGGAACAGGAUGCCGACCGUGUCAAGAAGCCCGAGUGGCUUGUCAUGCUGGGUGUCUGCACCCAUCUGGGUUGUGUCCCCAUUGGUGAGGCCGGUGACUUCGGUGGCUGGUUCUGCCCCUGCCACGGUUCUCACUACGACAUCUCCGGCCGUAUAAGAAAGGGACCCGCCCCUCUCAACCUCGAGAUCCCCGAGUACGAGUUCCCCGAGGAGGGCAAGCUGGUCGUCGGUUAA
Ilyonectria robusta is the source of this 702-nucleotide messenger RNA. Its product is annotated as cytochrome c reductase iron-sulfur subunit. The record is from RefSeq and is a predicted model, not a curated record. Gene Ontology annotation, molecular function: quinol-cytochrome-c reductase activity; 2 iron, 2 sulfur cluster binding. The coding region runs from base 1 to 702 and encodes 233 amino acids. The transcript has 4 exons. Gene Ontology annotation, biological process: mitochondrial electron transport, ubiquinol to cytochrome c. Gene Ontology annotation, cellular component: membrane. NCBI's taxonomy places the organism in Eukaryota, Fungi, Ascomycota, Sordariomycetes, Hypocreales, Nectriaceae.